GUGCCCAUUCGCAUUCGCCACACACCAUCAUAACCCAACAAACUUAUUUACUUUUUCUCUCUCUGCAAUGCCUUCAAUGCUUCCCCUCUGCAUUGCAUCAUUGCUCACUCUUUUUGUCGCAACCACUGCUAGAAUUCCCGGCGUCUACACCGGCGGUGCAUGGCAGGGUGCCCACGCCACUUUCUACGGCGGAAAUGACGCCUCCGGAACAAUGGGUGGGGCAUGUGGGUACGGGAACCUAUACAGCCAAGGGUACGGGGUAAACACGGCAGCACUAAGCACGGCACUGUUCAACAAAGGGUUGAGCUGCGGCGCGUGUUUCGAGAUCAGGUGCGACGAGGAUCCACGGUGGUGCAACCCCGGAAGGCCCUCCAUCACCAUCACCGCCACCAACUUUUGCCCUCCCAACUUCGCUCUCCCCAGCGACAAUGGCGGCUGGUGCAACCCUCCCCGCCCCCACUUCGACCUCGCCAUGCCCGUCUUCCUCAAGAUCGCCCAGUACCGCGCCGGAAUCGUCCCCGUCAGUUACCGCCGGGUCCCGUGUAGAAAGGCUGGUGGAAUGAGAUUCACGAUGAACGGUUUCCGUUACUUCAACCUGGUUCUGAUCACGAACGUGGCGGGUGCAGGGGAUAUCGUGCGCGUGAGCGUGAAGGGAACAAGGACUAGUUGGAACAGCAUGAGCCGGAACUGGGGGCAAAAUUGGCAAUCGAACGGUGAUUUAGUGGGGCAGGCCCUUUCCUUCAGAGUCACGGGCAGCGACAGGCGCACCUCGACCUCGUGGAACGUGGCACCCUCUCAUUGGCAGUUCGGCCAGACCUUCAUGGGCAAGAAUUUCCGCGUCUAAACAUAAAACAUUAUUAAUCCUAAUCCUAAUCCUAAUCCAUGUUUGCUUUGCUUUUGUAGUUUGGUUUUUGUUUUCCCGCGUUCAACUUUCCUCUAUUUUCCCGGGAAAGUUUGAAGGGGACUGAAAGUGAGUGAGAGAAGAAGGGUAGAUUAGAGAAAAAGUGAGUGAGAGUGACUUUAGUAUAAAUGCUUUAAGUUGGGGUGUCUGUAGAUUUUGCUUUUUGGAAGGUGAAUUUGACAUUUGUGUGUGAUAUUAAUUAUUAUUACUAAGGUGUAUUGGGUGUUGCUGGCAUAUUUAUUACCCAGCAAUGCUUUUUGACUUAACGGGGGUGAGGAGGCUGCAACUGCAAGUGCAAGGUUUUCAUGUAGCCCGCGUCUCCUUUAUUAUCAACCACAAAACAUUAUAAUAUUAUGUAAUAUUAUGUUUCGGUUAA
Messenger RNA from Cajanus cajan (pigeon pea), 1277 nucleotides. Its product is annotated as expansin-A6. Gene Ontology annotation, biological process: plant-type cell wall organization. NCBI's taxonomy places the organism in Eukaryota, Viridiplantae, Streptophyta, Magnoliopsida, Fabales, Fabaceae. Gene Ontology annotation, cellular component: extracellular region. The record is from RefSeq and is a predicted model, not a curated record.